AUGAAGAAACUAGUAAUAAUACUUGUGGUGAUGUUAACGUGGACUGCAGAAGGAGUUGAAGAAAAGAAUGAAGUGGAACCUAGAGGGAAAGGGGUGAAAUUUGCACUAAUUAGUCACUUUCUAUACGUAGUCGCUACUAAGGUGAUCUUCCUCAAAAUAAUCUACGCAGGGCUAUUCUUCGCUCUCAUCUAUAAAGGUUGGAACUUCGUCUUAUGGUUCAUCCACUACCUGAAGAAGAAGGAACAUCACGUGUACAUAGAUGAUCAUCAUUACGAACAUGAUGACUUUGAACAUGGUCACUUUGAUCACGGCCAUUUUGAUCACGGUCAUUUUAAUCACGGUGAUUCCGAUCACUAUGGUAGUUUUGAUAAUCAGCCAUAUAGUUAUGAUAAACAUGGUUAUGGUAGUGAUUAUAAAAAACGGAUCUAUGAUGCGGAUGGUUCUUAUUCAGUUAAAUCUUAA
Arctia plantaginis is the source of this 462-nucleotide messenger RNA. The record is from the annotation of a GenBank genome assembly. Lineage: Eukaryota; Metazoa; Arthropoda; Insecta; Lepidoptera; Erebidae.